Molecule: messenger RNA, 549 nt
Organism: Zeugodacus cucurbitae (melon fly)
Lineage: Eukaryota; Metazoa; Arthropoda; Insecta; Diptera; Tephritidae
Gene: sun
Product: protein stunted
Exons: 5
Coding region: 161-334 (57 amino acids)
Biological process (GO): proton motive force-driven mitochondrial ATP synthesis
Cellular component (GO): mitochondrial inner membrane
Molecular function (GO): proton-transporting ATP synthase activity, rotational mechanism
Source: RefSeq, a predicted model, not a curated record
CAGAGAACGUAUAAUCAGAGAACGUAUAUUUAACGUUCUCUGCUGUCAUACAGCGAUUUUUUUUGACAAGAAAUACGGCAGUAUCAGCGAGCGCAGCAGCUUUUGCUAAAUUUUCCAAUUGUUUUACGUGUAAAAAAACUAAAAACAAAACCGAAGCAAAAUGACCAACGCAUGGAGAGCAGCUGGACUUACCUACAUCCAAUACUCGAACAUCUGCGCUCGUGUUGUGCGACAAGCACUGAAGACUAACCUCCGUAAUGAUGCUGCCAAGCGCAACGAGACUCAUGUGAAGUUCACUCCAUGGGCUAACGGUAAACCAGCACAUGAGAAGUAAAGUGUAGCUACAAGCUAGUUAUUUAUAUUAGCCUAAACAACGUAUGCGAUGUUGCCGCACUGAAGAAGUCUAAGGCUGCUUUUGGCAUACAAUCGCAUUUAUCGCUUUAGCAACCGACGACAUCAUGGUUAAUUACAGUUGUAUUGCAGGAAUUUCCGUUUCUGUAUGCGCUCGAGUAAUAAUAAAUUAAGAAAAUAUGAAAUAACAGUGAAAAA